Messenger RNA from Cylicocyclus nassatus, 695 nucleotides. NCBI's taxonomy places the organism in Eukaryota, Metazoa, Nematoda, Chromadorea, Rhabditida, Strongylidae. The record is from the annotation of a GenBank genome assembly.
AUGAUCAGAAUGUCCUUGCUGAUCUUCUGUGCUCUCGCAACAUUAGCUUUUGCCGCUCAUCCUCUUGUGCAGGAGCUGCGAGAAUAUCCAUGUGUGGACGGUGUAAAUAACGUGGUGACACUUGAAGACAUUGACACAGCGGGUACCAAAGUCCAUGUGGAUGGUGUUGUUGCACAGCUGUACGAUGCGAAUAACAACCCAUCGUGCAAAAAGGGCAAACCGAUGGUCGCAAUGCCAGGAUUGAUCAGGCUCGUGAAAGGCAAAAUCAUUGUCAAGGAAGGAACAGAUAUUAAGCGUUCCGCAGUAGCCAGAUGGACAAUCAAAUUUAAGAAGUUGAUUAAGACUUAUACUGUGUGCAAGGAUGGCGUGAAAGAUACUAUCCUCCCCAUCCCAAAUGUAGAUAAAGUUUGCAAACAAGACAUCUCAGACAUUGGUGACUUUGCCAAGGUGCUUGCCACACCAGGAGAGUAUGACUUAGAAGAGAUUCUAAAAACUGCCGGUGUGAACGCUAAGAUUAAGAUACCAGAAGUCAGUGGCGUAAUCAGCGGAGCCGUCAAGGGUAAUUGGCAAGCUGCAUUGAAAUUCGAAUCUGAAGGAAAGACCAUUGCUCACAUCAAGGCACCAAGUAAUGAUUGGCUCUACGUUGAGUAGAUUAUGGAAAGUUGUGAUAGUAAAAAGCGUUGAACGAAUUCCAC